Messenger RNA from Strongylus vulgaris, 327 nucleotides. The record is from the annotation of a GenBank genome assembly. Lineage: Eukaryota; Metazoa; Nematoda; Chromadorea; Rhabditida; Strongylidae.
GAUGGGGCUAUUGGUCCACAUGCAGUGAGACGUGCGGCGAAGGCAUCCGGAAACGAGUGCGAAAAUGUUAUGGAAGUGGUCAAUGCGGUGGCAACGAGUACGAGAAGCAAUCAUGCUUUCAACGUGCCUGCGAACGAGUAUAGAGAGUGGUCAAACGAACGAUCCGAAGCGAAUGCCUCAGAUGAUAACUGCCCUGACUACCACAACUUUCCUCUUCCAAUUGUCAUAGGUUAUGUCUAUGUGUCAUACUAUCCAAAUAUUAAAGGGACCGAUUUUCUUUCUUCCUCAACGUCUAUUCCCAAUCCGUUGAUACGAGGCAUCCUUUAA